Molecule: messenger RNA, 2052 nt
Organism: Cladophialophora immunda
Lineage: Eukaryota; Fungi; Ascomycota; Eurotiomycetes; Chaetothyriales; Herpotrichiellaceae
Exons: 6
Coding region: 1-2052 (683 amino acids)
Biological process (GO): regulation of DNA-templated transcription; DNA-templated transcription
Cellular component (GO): nucleus
Molecular function (GO): zinc ion binding; DNA-binding transcription factor activity, RNA polymerase II-specific; DNA binding
Source: RefSeq, a predicted model, not a curated record
AUGAAUGUAGGCUCUCGACCAGUAUCUCUGGUCGCCGACCGGCCUGGACUGAUGCAGCCUUCUCCAGCCUCACCGGCCAACCACCAGAUCUUCCCACCGCCACCCGCACGCCCACCGGUCUCCCGACGACAGUCGACCCAGGGUGGGAACAGGCCCACGACAAUCGCGUGCGCGGCUUGUCGGAAGAAGAAGGUCAAAUGCGACUCCCGGAGACCGUCCUGCUCACAAUGCCAGGAAGACGGCCAGGCGGUGUGCGAGUACGUGGGAUGGAAGAAGACGGGAUUGCCUCGAGGCUACGUGCGAAACCUGGAGGCUCAGAUACACGCCCUCCAAGCUGAAAAUGAUGAGCUUCGCAACCUCCACGGCAAGACGCAAGGCGGCGGCCAUCCUAUUUCCACCGCUCAAGCGACGACUCGAUACGAAUACUCUUCCGACGACAUCUUGCCGUCUGGGUUCCUGGACCAUACAUCGCCGUACGCGCCCUCGGAUCAUGACAUCUUGAUGCAGGACCCCUUCGAUAUCGCCAGACUCGCAAUAUCAGAACUUCUCAGCGCAGAGGAUCGAAGCAACCUCUGUACUCUUUACUUCACUCGAUGCCACCCAUUUGUGCCCAUCCUGUACAGGCCCGGCUUCCGCGUCGACAAGGACGCACACGUGUCUUUGUCCGUCUUCGCACUGGCCUCGCGCCACAGUCCCUCCCUAGCAUCCAAGUCCGAUAUCUUCUACAGCCUCGCCAAGCAGUCGACCCAGGCGACCUUUAUCAACCCGGACAUGAGCACCCUCACUGCGUUGAUCUUGCAAGCCAUCUACGAGAUUGGGAUGCCCAACUCCUCGGUGCACGCGUUGACGACGGUGGGGUCCGCCCUCUCCCUUGCGAGCGCCUUCAGGUUGCUGCGGAUGGAGGAGCAGGAGGAAGGUGAGAGCAGCAGGCCGAACCGGUGGAUGGACCGGCCGGUGGACUGGGUUGAGGAGGAAGGCCGACGGAGGGCGUUCCUGAUGGUGCUGAGUCUGAGCCGUUGGAUGGCGACGAUCCAGGAGCGCGAGAUGGGCUUUCCGGUCAAGAGGGAGAUCACCGUGAUGCUCCCCAUCAGUGAUGAGGUGUGGUUUGCCGACCCAGCUUCACGACCAGCCACGAGGCCGGUCACUGAGCCAAUUACCUCUCUCCUCCACGCGACUGAUGCAGGCCCAUUUGCCAGGUUUAUCCAGGCGCUCGGCCUGUUCGCCAAGGUCAGCGACUUCAACCAGACAUGUCGGAUGCGAAGCAGCAGCGAGAAUGGCGAGGAGUUGUCCAAGAUAGACAACCUCAUUCAAGCGUACCUAGGCUCGUUCCCCAACAGCUGGCGCAGUUGUUCUCGACUCGAAGGUGAAUACCUGCUUGACCCGACUACGCUGGCACUUGCCCACAGCGCCCUCCUCCUUCUUCACCAUCCCAUAGCCUGCAGAGAAGCGCACGGCUACUCCAAGUCCCGAUGUGUCGCCUCGGCGGAAGAGAUCCUCGACGUCGCGUACGUGAUCCAGGACGUGCCCCAUGCUGGGAACUAUCUCCUCCCUCACCCGCUGGUGCUGGCCGCGCGAGUCCGACUCUUGGAGCUGGUCCAGCGCAAAGGCCACUACCGAGGCCGAGACAUGGACCUGAUAGUCAAGGCGCUGCUCACGUUUGGGAAGUACUGGGGCAUGCAAGAAAAACUCACCGAACACGCGGGCAAGAUCGAAGCCAACACCGUGCCCUUCAGCGAACCUCUGACCCAUGUCAUCCCCGUCACGACCCAUCCCGUGUCAAGGCAGAAGACGGCGCAGUUCGUGCCCAGCGUUCCCCGUCGGUCCAUUGGAAGCGCCGGCUGGGGUAAUAUCUCGAGAGGGAUCGCUGCUACAGGCGACCAUCAGCACGGCAUCGCAGAAGGACAGAGUCCAGGCAAUAACAUUAUGGACGCGAGUCUGGGGAAUAACGCAGGCCCGUCACUGAGUACUCUCGACGCCGCGAUCUUUUCGAGCGACAUCUUCGACUGGGCCAUGGGACUUGGGUCGGAGCCGCUGGAUGCUCCAAACCUGUGA